AUGGAAAGUUUUGAAGUUUGUGUUCCAGUUUUUAGGGGCUGCGCCAAUCCGAUAGUUCCCCGUACAUGGAAGGACAACUCUCACUUCCAUGGCAUUGAUGGCUUUAAGGAUGUGGGUGUCUAUCCGGAUGUGAGUGAGCUGCGGGAUCAACUGCAUAACGCAAUGUACAGGCUGGGUUGCCGGAAUCCUAAACAAGUGGACUUUCUGCUCUGUGGACCCCUUACUAACUUUGCCAACUGCAUUAACCUCUACGGAAAUGAAUUUCUGGAAAAGAUCGGUGGGUGUACAAUGGGAGGCAACAUCAUGAAGUGUGCCGAGCUUAAUUUCAUGAUCGGAUUGAAGGAGCCAGCUCUAACUCUGCCCUGGGAGCCCAGCGUCGAAGAAGAGCCACUCGACUGGAGGAUAAAUGUCUUGGGGUCCGUGGACCAUCCCUUUGUAAAACUGAUGACCAGAGUGGCGCGAUCCAUGAUAGAACCCCGUGGGAUCAAGAAAUGA
Messenger RNA from Drosophila suzukii, 495 nucleotides. The record is from RefSeq and is a predicted model, not a curated record. Lineage: Eukaryota; Metazoa; Arthropoda; Insecta; Diptera; Drosophilidae.